GUGGGCUAAUACAAGUUUUCCAAAACUUUUUCUCCUAACUAUUUUAACCAACACAUGUACAACUGUAUCUCAUAGUAGCAGCAGCAACCAAGCUUAAGUCGUUGACAGGGAAGGUGGACAAGCAACAACAGCAGCCAGCUACACGGUUGAUGCGGAGAAGAGAGCUAUGGGAGUUGACGAAGCACAUCCUCCCGACUUUGAAGACAAAGAAAAAGCUGCAAACGCUCAUAACUCAUCAACGGAGCUGCUACUUAAUAGAAGCCAGUCGGUCUCAUCUUUGAAUUGCUGAGAGGACGCAUCUAAAUGUGCAACUGUGGUGGGAGGAGCAGGGUCAGUCAAAUCGUGUGCAGGUACAUAACGUCAUCUUUAUCCCUAAGAAAUCUAUUUGAGUUUUUAAAGUUUUUUUUUUAAAAAAAAUAAAAAAUAAAAAGUAAAUCAAUCGCAAGUCGCCACGAGUUAGUGGGGCUCGUGAACAGUGUAAGAAACUCAUUAAAAUCGGUUCUUAAUUAGUAAUUUUUGUAACUAAUCCUUAAGGGUUUUGUGGGAGUCCACGCACUAAGAAACUCAAUAAGAACCCUGAAUAAUCAUGCUCUAAACUGCUUGAAUAAAGGUUAUGGACCCUUUUUUCGUAGAAGUAAUUCUUUCUCGUAGAUAACUAAAUAGAAUGUUGAAGUGAAGGGGUUCAAACGUUGGAUUCUUGGAUCAGAUUGUCAAUAACUGAUCAAAACAACCACUACUAGUUUAAAUUUCUUGGGUCUUUAUGGUAUCAUUUCGAAUAUUGGAACAAUCUCCACAUCUUUUGAUUGUACUUUCAUUCAUCAAAUUUCUUGUGAGUGAAACUGUGUAGCAGACAGUUUAGCCAGAUUGACCGUAAGACACUUCGUAUCAUGUCCCGAUUAAGUUUUUAAUAAAAAGGGUGGGUCCAACAAAAAAUCAUCUAGAUAAACCAUAAACGAUCUGCCGUACAAAAAGAUAAACCAAAAAGCAUAGCUAAUAAGAGUUAAUGAAUUGUAAAUUUGUAAGCCUCAUAAACCACUGGAUUCAAUCCACCGGAUUACAAUCUAUGAAUAUUGGAUUAUAAACUUAAUUAGGCUAAGUGAACUAUAGAGUGAUAGUCCGUUUUAAGAAUUAUACACGAGACUAUAUAUAUACUUGCCAAACCAAAAAGAAAAAAAAGACUAUGUUAACAUUACAAAACGUAUAUAAUCCCCGCUGUUUAGUACCAGUUCCAUAUCUUCGAUUUGAAGGGCUGAAUUCGUAGUUGCACACUGCGCAAAAAUUUAUCAUAGUUACGUAAAAUUAUUUACGUGAGAUAUAACUUUGGUUUUAUCUUGGAAAAAAACAAUUUUUUUGAGGAAAAAACAAAUUUUGACAUCCUCAAAUGCAUAGUUUGAUAAAUACUAGUAUUACGUAACUCGAACGAACGUGCAUGGCUAUUUUUAAUGUCGCUGAUACGUAUAUGUUCGGAGACCGGCGCUCAGUAGUCUAAAUAUGUGUUCAACUUGCAUGACGAUUUGGGUCAUAAUUCUAUCCAAAUACAUCAUCAUUCACUAGCCCAGUGUUCAACUUGCAUGACGAUAACCGUUGAUAAUUUUGCUUGAAUAAAUCAAAUGUUUGAAUAUUUCUCCACCAUAAUAUAAGUCAAAUGGUAACAAUAACUACCAUUUAUUGAGAAUGGGGGACAGUUUUCAGUGCUGAAAUAAUAUCGCUGGAUCCCGAGAAGUAUCAAACAAGAAAAAAGAGUUAAAGCUUAAUUAAUCCAUCCUUCCAAAUUAAAAUUAUAGUAACUGAUAAAAUAAAAUAAAAAGAUCCCUUGGGCAACAACAAAAGAAAGUUGGGCUCCAAUAAUUAAUUAAUUUUAAUUUUGUUACCAUCAUUUUAUCAAAAAAAUAUAUAACAACUUAUCUUAAAUUUAUUAAUUUGUUUGUAUUUUGUAAAUAUAAAAAAUUAGGCUAUUGUGUUUUUAUUGAAAGUGCAAAACAAAAACAAUUAGGCUUUUGUUAUCAGAAAAGAGAAAAAUAUCUGAGCCUUUAUAUUACUACUAAAUUUGCCUGAUUUUAGGUGGGUCUUUGGGCUGUUUGUCCUCGGCUCCAACAUAAGCUUGCACUGGAUACAGUUACAACUUACACCUAAAAAUUAUAUACAUUUAAUUUUGUUUGUUUGUAUAUGACAAUUAAUAUGGUCGAUUAGAUUGUAUAUUAUACUAUAUAUAUACAAAAGUUUGAAGAAGAUUUUUGGUUCUAUAAAUUAAACUCACUUGCAACUAUAACCCACGCAACAACAAACAUAAAAGAAAACGAUCGUCGAGAGAGGCUAUGCAGAUUACAAGACCACAUGCGGCCAUGUUCGCUAGCCCUGGAAUGGGCCACAUCAUUCCCGUGAUCGAGCUUGGGAAACGCUUAGCCGGAACCCACGGAUUCCAAGUCACCAUCUUUGUCCUUGAAGCCGACGCAGCCUCCGCCCAAUCCCAAUUUCUCAACUCACCUGGCUGCGAUGUAACCCUUAUUGACAUCAUCGGUCUCCCGUCUCCGGAUAUCUCCGGUUUAGUGGACCCAUCAGCCUUUUUCGCGAUCAAGCUCUUGACCAUGAUGCGUAAGACCAUACCAACCCUUCGAUCAAAGAUCGAGGAGAUGCAGCACAAACCAACGGCUCUGAUCGUAGACUUGUUUGGCUUGGACGCAUUACGGCUUGGUGAAGAGUUCAACAUGUUGACUUAUGUAUUCAUGACUACAAAUGCACGUUUUCUUGCAGUGGCUUUGUACUUCCCAACGCUUGAGAAAGACGUUGAAGACGAACACAUAAUCAAGAAGAAACCCUUGGCUAUACCUGGAUGUGAACCGGUUCGGUUUGAGGAUACUCUUGAAACACUCCUUGACCGAACCGACCAGAUAUAUCAAGUAUUUGUUCCUUUUGGUUUAGUUUUCCCAACGGCUGAUGGUAUUAUUGUGAAUACAUGGGAUGAUAUGGAGCCCAAAACUUUGAAAUCUCUUCGAGACCCAAACCUCUUGGGUCGAAUUGCUCGUGUACCGCUUUAUCCAAUAGGUCCUUUAUGCAGACCGGUUGAUCCAUCAAAAACCAACCAUCCGGUUUUGGAUUGGUUAAACAAGCAACCGGACGAGUCGGUGCUUUACAUCUCAUUUGGAAGCGGCGGCUCUCUCUCGGCUACACAGCUAACGGAACUGGCUUGGGGGCUCGAGUCGAGUCAGCAAAGGUUCGUUUGGGUGGUUCAUCCCCCGGUAGAUGGUUCAUCUUGCAGCGAGUAUAUCUCUGCUAAUAGUAGCGAAGUACAAGACGGUACGCCACAAUAUCUACCAAAAGAGUUUACUAGCCGGACUCACGAGAGAGGCCUUGUGGUCUCUUCGUGGGCACCACAAGCCGAGAUCCUAGCCCACCAAGCCGUUGGUGGGUUUCUAACUCACUGUGGCUGGAACUCAAUUCUUGAAAGUGUUGUUAGCGGCGUCCCAAUGAUUGCUUGGCCGCUUUUUGCUGAGCAGAAAAUGAAUGCGACGUUGCUCAACGAGGAGCUAGGAGUAGCAAUCCGGUCUAGAAAACUGCCGUCGGAGGAAGUGGUUUUGAGGGUGGAGAUCGAGUCGUUGGUGAGAAGAAUUAUGGUGGAGGAGGAAGGUUGCGAGAUGAGAGAGAAGGUGAAGAAGUUAAAGGAUACGGCGGAGAUGUCGUUGAGCUGUGAUAGUGGAUCGUCGUAUGAAUCGCUAUCGAGAGUGGCAAAGGAAUGCGACCGUCUUUUGGAGCGUGACAUAAUGGCUCGUGGUGCCUAGAAGUGCGUAUCGUUAUGAACAUUUACGUUUGAACUACGUCUCGUUUUACUGUUUCUGGAAUAUUGUGUUUUAUUUUUCGUGUCUUGCCGAAUGCUAGCAGCGCCACUUGCAUGCAGUCAUUAAUGUCUAUCUUUUCGUGUCUCACCGAAUGCUACCUUUGUUUCUUGUUGAGCAGAACUUCGCUUGAAGUAAUAAUACAAAUAAAUAACGUGUUUAAUUUGUA
Brassica napus (rape) is the source of this 3999-nucleotide messenger RNA. Its product is annotated as UDP-glycosyltransferase 72E1. The coding region runs from base 2316 to 3776 and encodes 486 amino acids. Gene Ontology annotation, molecular function: UDP-glycosyltransferase activity. The record is from RefSeq and is a predicted model, not a curated record. NCBI's taxonomy places the organism in Eukaryota, Viridiplantae, Streptophyta, Magnoliopsida, Brassicales, Brassicaceae. The transcript has 2 exons.